UGCCAUCCUAUACUCCCACAUCCAGUCAGCCUGAUUCACCAUCCACAUAUUCGGCCUCAUUUCCACAGUAGACAGCAGCGCCACUGACUCCUGUUACAGACAUCCAGCCAGAGGAAGCACCUCACAGCAGUAAAAGUUACACAUUUCUUUAUCUCUGCUGUAUCCUGUGCACUUUACUGCAGAGCCAUAUGGAGAAGUCCUCUGAUGUUCACCCCAGUCACAUGCCUGGAUCCAGUGUGACAUCCAGGAAGAAGAGUAAGAGGGGAGACAUGGUGCCUAACAGAAGUCACCGGCAAACGGGAUCGAAAGCAGGCCAGCUCCCUGAGGCAUCAUCAGUGAGAAAAGAAAGGGUACGGAAGGAGAAACCAGAGACAAAUGAGGUGAAGGAACAGGAGACAGAGGUGAAGUUGAAAUCUACAGUGGUGGACAUAGACAGAGUGAGAGAUGAUGAGGUCAAGGAGGAGAACAUGGGGCUCCUGGAAGCAGCAGAGCAGGAAGAUGUACUGUGGCUCUCUGCAGGUUUGAAGCGCAAGAACCUGGGAGUGUUUGAGUGGCUGUUGAUGGUCUCUGUCUUGGCGCUGGUUCUCCUCCUCCUCCCUGUGUCUAUCUGGUUCUGUGUCAAAGUAGUGAGGGAGCAUGAGAGAGCUGUGAUCUUCAGACUGGGUCACCUGCUACGUGGAAGACCCAGAGGUCCAGGCCUCCUUUUCUACCUCCCACUCCUUGAUGUGUGUCACAAGGUUGACAUCCGACUGAAAAUGCUGAAGGUUCCUCUUCACACGGUGGUGACAAAGGACUUGGUAAGGCCGGAGCUGAGUGCAGUGUGUUAUUACCAGAUAGAGAAUGUGGCUCUGUGCAGCACAGCUCUGUUCAGUCUGAGCACAGUGUUGCAGUCUCUGGUCCAGGCGGCGGUCAGAGACGUUCUCGCCCAACACACAUUCAACCACAUCCUGCUGCACAGGAGGAGGAUCGGUCAGCAGAUACAAGCAGCUGUUGACUCUGUUGCUUGUCGCUGGGGCAUCCGGGUGGAGAGAGCGGACAUAGACGAGCUCAGUUUUCCUGUGGAGUUACAGCAGAGUCUGGCUGCUGAGGCUGAGGUCAAGAGACAGCAGGCCAGAGUAAAAGCUGCAGAAGGAGAGACAGCUGCCUGGGACGGGUUCAGGGCCUCCUUCCGUCACCUCCAUCCUGCCCUGAUCCUUCCAUUCCCCCCAGAUCUCCUCAGCUUGACCUCUGACCAAUCAUCUCUACCUCCACCUCCUCCUCCUGCCAUGGAAGAAGAGGGAGGAGUGACAGAGGAGGAGCCACAAACAGACUCGCCGAUGAUGUGACAGA
This is a messenger RNA of Lates calcarifer (barramundi perch), 1329 nucleotides long. It is a transcript of the gene nphs2, whose product is annotated as NPHS2 stomatin family member, podocin. Gene Ontology annotation, cellular component: plasma membrane. Bases 189 to 1325 code for a protein of 378 amino acids. The transcript has 7 exons. The record is from RefSeq and is a predicted model, not a curated record. NCBI's taxonomy places the organism in Eukaryota, Metazoa, Chordata, Actinopteri, Centropomidae.